AGGCGAUGCGCCUCAGCAACUUCCAGCCGCCGCGGACCUGCAGCUCGGAUGAUCCUGAACAACUGAGGUCAUCUUCAUAGACAGGUAAUGGAUCCAGUUUGACUGUUACAACACCAUCCUGCCCUGCUGGCCCGUCUGACUCUGUAGCUAUGGCAACUUGUCCAAGAGGCUGCGCACCGGCGGUGCGUCUCUGUCAGAGACUGAACCGUCUCAAGACACUGGAUGAUGACAUGAUGGCCACGUCGCUGAAACGCUGCCUCUCCACCCUGGACCUGACUCUGCUGGGUGUUGGCGGCAUGGUGGGCUCUGGCCUUUAUGUCCUGACUGGGACAGUGGCUAAAGACAUGGUCGGGCCUGCUAUCAUCUUAUCUUUCAUUUUUGCAGGUUUUGCUUCUUUAUUGGCUGCGUUUUGUUAUGCAGAGUUUGGCGCACGGAUUCCCAAAACAGGAUCGGCCUACAUGUUUACCUACGUUUCCGUGGGAGAGGUCUGGGCGUUUCUCAUUGGUUGGAAUGUGAUUCUGGAGAACAUGAUUGGUGGAGCUGCUGUGGCACGUGCCUGGAGUGGCUAUCUGGACUCCAUUUUUAAUCAUGCGAUCCAGAACUACACAGAGACACACAUAAUGCAGUGGAACGUGCCCAUCCUUGCCCAUUACCCUGACCUACUCGCAGCAGGAAUCCUAGUCGUUGCCUCAUUCUUCAUUUCCUUUGGAGUUCAGGUGUCCUCUUACCUCAAUCACAUCUUCUCCGUCAUUAGUAUGGCUGUCAUCGUUUUCAUACUGGUGUUUGGCUUUGUCCUGGCGGAACCAGCCAACUGGAGCCAGAAAGAAGGAGGCUUUGCACCUUUCGGGUUGUCUGGAAUACUCGCAGGCUCGGCCACGUGCUUCUAUGCGUUUGUGGGCUUUGAUGUAAUCGCUUCAUCAAGUGAAGAGGCAAAGAAUCCACAGAAAGCAGUUCCCAUUGCCACUGCGAUCUCCCUGGCACUGGCAGCGACGGCUUAUAUCCUGGUCUCCACAGUGCUCACACUAAUGGUACCCUGGCAUACGCUGGACCCCAACUCAGCUCUGGCAGAUGCUUUCUUCCGCCGUGGUUACAGUUGGGCCGGAGUCAUUGUGGCAAUAGGUUCUAUCUGUGCGAUGAACACCGUGCUGCUCUGUAAUCUGUUCUCCCUCCCUCGGAUCGUAUAUGCCAUGGCAGAGGAUGGGUUGUUCUUUUCCUUUUUUGCACGUGUCAAUCCCAUCACCAAAGUCCCUGUCAAUGCAAUAUUGGUCUUUGGAGUCCUCAUGGCCAUCAUGGCUCUGAUCUUUGACCUGGAGGCCCUGGUUCAGUUCCUCUCCAUCGGCACUCUCCUGGCGUACACCUUUGUGGCAGCGAGCGUCAUUGUGCUACGUUUCCAGCCUGACAAAAGCAGCUCCAAGGGGACCGCGUCCACAUCUCCCAACCCCAAUGCCGAGCCUUCCCCGGCCCCUUCAGAGUCCCAGACCAUAACGGAGGACAGCGGGGAGCUGAAGCAGUACGAGUCCUUCUCUGACAAACUCCAGCUGGUGGAGCAGCAGAAGACGAGAGAGCGGCGAGGGGUGGGACAGCUGAAGGCCUUCUGGGAACCAUACCUAGGCCGGCUGCUUGGGGACUGUGAACCGGGCGAGACGGUGGCCUUUUGUGUGCUGACUCUGAUAGUGAGCUCAGUAUCCCUCUGCUCUGUGCUGGAGUUUGGUACCCAGCAGCUGCACCUUCCUGUCUGGAGCGUCACAACGCUGCUGGUGAUUUUUAGCAUUGCAUACGUCCUCAGCAUGGCGCUUAUAUGGAUUCAUGAGCCGCAAACCAACAGAAAAACAUUCCAGGUACCUCUGGUUCCAUUGACCCCAGGUGCCAGUAUCCUCAUCAAUGUGUUCCUCAUGAUGAAGCUCAGCCCUCUAACCUGGAUUCGCUUCACUGUGUGGAUUGCAAUAGGUCUCAUUGUGUAUUUCGGCUAUGGGAUCUGGCACAGUAAGGAGGGCAGGCGGGAGCUGCAGCCCAAAGACCUGGCCGCCCGCUACGUGGUGCUCCCAAGCGGCAGCCUGGUGGAAACCGUGCAGCCCGUCCAGCCUGACGGUCAGGUGGACAACCCGGCGCACCAAAUCAACGCCGCCUCCACCUCAGAGGAGUUCGCCGAAAAGAGAUGAUUUGUGACCAAAUAUAGUCAUCGUGACAACUGCCUGGUGUUAUCUGAUGUCUCCCACUGAAAAAGCUGUACUAUUACUAGUGUACUGUCUGUAUCUCACUCCCUGUUAGUGUGUGACUUGCCUUCCACAGUCUGUACUCAUUGCUCUGCAAAUGUAAGCAAACCACAGGAUGGGACGCACGCUCGCUGUCUCGUCCUGGUUGUGAAGCCUAAUUUGUAUAUCUUGUAACAUUCGAAUGUACAGUAGAGAACUUUAUCACUGUCCCGUGAACUUCUUGCAUCAAAUUUAUGUGACAUCCUCUUAGUCCAGCUCUCUACUCUCAACUCUGCCAGUUUGUCAGACUCCAUGUGCUUGCUCCAGGUUAUCUAUUGUGCUUUCUUUGUGACAAACUGUUCUUUUAGUUAUUUUGUAUUCUUACAUGAAUCUGGAGCUGGAAAAUCUACAUUCACCCAAAAUAUAAUUCUGUUGUUAACAGAACACACCAUUGGAGUUUUGAAGAAAUCAUCUCGAGAAUCAUAAGGAUCCAUUUGUUGCAUGUUUUUUUUAGUCAAGCAGAGGAAUGCACAGACUUUGGGGAAUUUAUGCCUUUUUCUCAAACUCUUACUUGUCCUCGAAGCCUCAGGAGAACCUUGAGGCUCUGUUUAUAGACUGCCCUACCUUUAGUGGUUUCUGACCUAUUUUCAUUAUAAUAUCUGAAUAUAUUCUGCAUAUUCAUUUUUUCUAUGAUUAUUAUCCCUUUUUUGCUCUCACACAGAUAUCAUUACUUUCACUUUUUGUGUUUCCUGUUCCUGUUUUGUGUCUGUGCUAAAUGAAUUAGCCCUAAAUAUGUUUUGCAUACCACGAUUAGUCUCCAUAAGUAAUGUGUUCACCUUUUAAUUGGCUGAGCCGCAUUUUAGUGCUUCACUGAAUCUAAAUCUCAUCCCAUGACCCUGUUUUUUCUUGUGUCACCGAUCUUGUGCAGGUUUUUCUCACGCACCUGUAGACAGCAUUCCUUCCCCCUCUCUCCCUGUUGGCAUGAGAUUAUGAUAUAUCAAAGCACAUAGAUUACUGAGUUUAAUAUAGUGUUAUAUUUUAUUAUAUGCUAUAUGACCAAUUUCCAGAGAUAAGUUGGAAAUUAUUGGACACAUGAGUCGAGCACAUGCCUACUGAAUGGGAUUCUUCAAACACAGGGUAAAAUUUAUGUCAGACACUGGUUAAAUUAAACCUGAGAUGGGCCCCUGUAAUCCCAGCAGAUUUGCAGCAGUCCCUGUCACCAGUCUGCAGCUUGACCCAGAUCAGAGAAAAGCACAUGUGUGAGAACAUCUCAUUCUACACCGAUAACAUUCCCACAGCCUACACGGUGUCAAUAAAUGAACGCGGGCAUUAAUUUUUUUAAUCAAAAACGUGAAUCUAGAUUCUGUUUCUCCUCUUUUGUUUUUAUUUGAGUUUGUAUUUGCAUGUGUUGCAUAAGAAACCAAUGGCCUUAAACAUGUAAUCAGUGCAGAAAGGCUUCCAAAGCUAAAGUAGUCUGUGAUAUUUAUUUGUGUGUUGCAUAAAACUCUUAUAACGGAAUUCACGCUUUCUUAUUAUUAAACCAAAACACAAACAUGGAAGCGGAUGUACACUAAGAGGCAUUUUUGCAUAGUUACAAAAAUAAUUUUGUACAAUUUUGCACACCAUUUUCUGGUAAAUUUGUCUCAGAGUUAUGCUUUUGAUGUUGGAGCUGGUGGCAAACAUUAAUACUGUGGUGCUUUUUUUAGCUGAAAGUUUUCUCACCUCUUUCUUUCGUCUUUUUUGUGCCAGGAAGCACAAUUACAAAUAAUCCAGUUCUUUCUUUUUUGGAAUAGUAUUGUAUUCUGUACUUUGACAUCAAGGUCUCAGAUCUUUUUCUGUUAUGUGUACGUCUGUAUAAAAUGCUAUGACUGUGUCAUCAAUUAAAAAAUAAAUGUUUUGAAGCAGCAUUUACAAAAAUCUGAAUUGUGGACAUAUCGUGUGUCGUUUCAAAGAAUCAAAUUUCAUACAUUUUGUAUUUUUUUUUUUUCUAAAUACUAUCAGAAGACUAUAACUCACAUAAGUCUUGAGUUGAUGUAACAUACAAUUCACAAAAAGAAGGAAAGGAAAACUAAAAAGGAAAAAGAUAUCAUCUGCUAAGGAGGAUAUGUUUUCUGUCUGGUUAUUGGUUCAGAUCGGGAUCAGGGGGCGGACACAUCGUCGUGUUUUUUUUCAACAGGGUGAGAUUUGUUGAUUUCCAUGAGAAAAAUUCAUAGAUCUUGAUGAGAAAUAUCUGUAAUAUUAAGGGGACCACUAUUUAUGAGUGUGUGAUAUUUGGUGCACAUUCAAAUAAACCAGUUCUAGUUAAUUUAAAUGUUGUUUUAUAGGGAGACUGUUGGUGAAGUAUGAGCUCUACCGAGAGCUAUUCAAUGUUCCUUUGU
Molecule: messenger RNA, 4570 nt
Organism: Platichthys flesus (European flounder)
Lineage: Eukaryota; Metazoa; Chordata; Actinopteri; Pleuronectiformes; Pleuronectidae
Gene: slc7a4
Product: solute carrier family 7 member 4
Exons: 5
Coding region: 150-2159 (669 amino acids)
Biological process (GO): amino acid transport; transmembrane transport
Cellular component (GO): plasma membrane
Molecular function (GO): amino acid transmembrane transporter activity
Source: RefSeq, a predicted model, not a curated record